CACACACACUGUCAUUCUCUCUCUCUCUCUCUGUUGUAAUAUUGUGAGUCAGCCGGUGGCGAGCUGGGGUUUGUUGUUUGUUAUUCAUCCAGCUGUAUGGGGCAACAGUAGUAGUAGCUGUCAGUGACUGAUCUCCUCCACAUGGCCCGUCGUCCCCCCGGCUCUGGCUCCUACACCGUGGUUAUCAUCCCGCUCAGGACCGGUCUCUACAGCCUGGACGCACUACGCUUCUACCUAUGGGUUAAGCAUCUGAAGGACCUAGAGAAGGAGAAGGACGCUCUGUGCUCCGGCCUGGAGAUUCUGGAGAAGGCCCGUCUCUGGUACCUCCAGCAGCUGGAGGAGAACAGAGCCAGGCAGAACAACAUCGAGACCAAAUCUGGAGUCGGCUCAGGCCAGGGAGGUGCAGCAGAGGCCCGGUCUUGCCUCCUCAGGUCUCGUAUCCAGCGGGUGAAUGGCUCUCUGGGUUCUGUGAUGAGUGAGCCCAAUGUCACCACCGGCAGCAACCCUUGUCUGCAUGACCCGGUGGCAGACAGUGACCUCCGGUGGCACAACACAGUACUGACUCAGGAAGUGAGCGACAAGAAUCGUCAGAUCUCCAAGUUAGAGUUGGAAAAAAACACUCUCCUCGAAAAGCUUGAUGAACUGCAAACCCAUUGAUUGCCAGCACACAUGUGUAUAUGCACACACAUACAGGAGGUGAACUGCAAACUUACAUUUCACUUCAUGUCACACAGUUGCUAACUUUAACUGCUUGUAAAUAUAUAUGUAAAUUAAUAAAUGACAGUAAAGGAUGCAUAAUUUGCUUGUAUGAGUUAUUUUCAAUACAAAUCAGUUUUGCCG
This is a messenger RNA of Anoplopoma fimbria (sablefish), 840 nucleotides long. RefSeq names its product suppressor APC domain containing 1 (gene sapcd1). The record is from RefSeq and is a predicted model, not a curated record. The transcript has 4 exons. Lineage: Eukaryota; Metazoa; Chordata; Actinopteri; Perciformes; Anoplopomatidae. The coding region runs from base 142 to 657 and encodes 171 amino acids.